Lipotes vexillifer (Yangtze River dolphin) is the source of this 309-nucleotide messenger RNA. It is a transcript of the gene MRPL57, whose product is annotated as mitochondrial ribosomal protein L57. Gene Ontology annotation, molecular function: structural constituent of ribosome. Gene Ontology annotation, biological process: mitochondrial translation. Bases 1 to 309 code for a protein of 102 amino acids. The record is from RefSeq and is a predicted model, not a curated record. The transcript has a single exon. NCBI's taxonomy places the organism in Eukaryota, Metazoa, Chordata, Mammalia, Artiodactyla, Lipotidae. Gene Ontology annotation, cellular component: mitochondrial ribosome.
AUGUUCCUGACCGCGCUCCUGCGCCGCGGCCGCAUCCCCGGCAGGCAGUGGAUCGGAAAGCACCGGCGGCCGCGACCCGUGUCGGCGCAGGCGAAGCAGAACAUGGUCCGCCGCCUGGAGGUCGAGGCGGAGAACCACUACUGGCUGAGCCGGCCCUUCCUCACGGCCGAGCAGGAGCGCGGCCACGCGGCGGCCCGCCGGGCGGCCGCCUUCCAGGCGCUCAAGGCGGCGCAGGCGUCCAGGUUCCCCGCGCCCCGGCGGCUGGAGGACCAGCUCGGCCACCUCAGGGUCACAGAGAAGUGGUCCUGA